Molecule: messenger RNA, 1056 nt
Organism: Phymastichus coffea
Lineage: Eukaryota; Metazoa; Arthropoda; Insecta; Hymenoptera; Eulophidae
Product: speckle-type POZ protein-like B
Exons: 1
Coding region: 1-1056 (351 amino acids)
Biological process (GO): proteasome-mediated ubiquitin-dependent protein catabolic process; regulation of proteolysis
Cellular component (GO): cytoplasm
Molecular function (GO): ubiquitin protein ligase binding
Source: RefSeq, a predicted model, not a curated record
AUGUCUAUUACAAGAAGAACUGGAGAAAUGAUAAAAGUAUCACACUUUAGACAUUCGAAUAUGGAGUAUGAAUAUAUUUGGCUCAUAAAAGACUUCAUAAAUUGUUACAAUGUUAGUGGGUUUGGACACGCUCACGAAUCACCACCUAUUUUUAUUGGAUUUAAUUAUGAAUAUGAAUGGACUUUGGACAUCUACGUCGCUGGUUACAAUCUUAAAAAUGUGGACUAUAUUGGUAUCGUUUUUUAUCUGUGGAAUAAAGAAAAACACAAAGACAAGAAGUUUACAGUUGAAAUUUCUAUACUCGAUCAAGAUCACGAAAGACAUUUUACAAGAAAAGCUAUAUUGUUUCAUGAAAAUAUAAGUAAAUCUGAUGGAAUAUUCGAAGAUUUUGUGCUGAGAAGUGAUUUAUGGAAUAGACAGGAAUUAUUGUCAAAUAAUGAAUUGAAGAUAGCUUGUAAAAUUUGUAUUGGCGAAGCAAAUACUCGUGAUAAGCUCACAGAGGUACAAUAUGCUCAUAAUUAUUCAGAGGAAAUCUUGAAAAAAUUGUUCGAUAAUAGACAGUUCAGUGAUUUUAAAAUUAUCGUUGAAAAGAGAGAAUUUCGUGUUCAUCGAGCUAUUCUUGCUGCUAUCAGUCCCGUCUUCCAUGCAAUGUUCGAGAGUAAAAUGCGUGAGAGCAAUGAAGGAAGAGUACACAUUGAAGAUGUCGAAGCUGAUGUAAUAGAAAAAACAUUGUAUUUUAUUUAUGUCGGUAAAUUGAACGAUAUCGAAGAUCUCGCCGACAAAGUUCUAGCAGUCGCGGAAAAGUAUCAGUUAGAGUCGCUCAAACAGCGGUGUGAAUAUAUUCUUGUUAAACAACUAAACCUCGACAAUGUUUAUGAUACUCUAUUAUUAGCCGAUAAGAAUAAUGCGAACGAAUUGAAAAAGCAGACGAUCCAGUUUUUUCUCAAGAACGCUGAAAAGCUAUUUACCGAAGAAAUGGACUUUAAAACAUCCGUAGCUAUGCUACCGAUAAACUUGCAGACUGAAAUUAUUUGUACGUUUGUCUCAAAACUUUGA